Molecule: messenger RNA, 581 nt
Organism: Asparagus officinalis (garden asparagus)
Lineage: Eukaryota; Viridiplantae; Streptophyta; Magnoliopsida; Asparagales; Asparagaceae
Product: NADH dehydrogenase [ubiquinone] iron-sulfur protein 5-B
Exons: 2
Coding region: 72-329 (85 amino acids)
Biological process (GO): mitochondrial respiratory chain complex I assembly
Source: RefSeq, a predicted model, not a curated record
CACCAGAUCCCCUCACCGUCGUCACGAGCAAAAUCUUGAGAGAGAGAGAGAGAGAGAGAGCGAGGAGAUCAAUGGCGUCGGGUUGGGGGAUAACGGGGAACAAAGGGCGAUGCUACGAUUUCUGGACCGACUUCAGCGAGUGCAUGUCCAAGUGCAGGGAGCCCAAGGACUGCUCCCUCCUCAGAGAGGACUACCUCGAGUGCCUCCACCACUCCAAAGAGUUCCAACGGAGGAACAGGAUCUAUAAAGAAGAGCAACGUCAAAUAAGAGCAGCUGCGCGCAAGGCCAAGGAGGAGGCUGAAGGAGGUGGUCAGAGCCCUCAUCAUUAGCACGGCGCUGCCAUCCCUUCUCGAGGGCUGUAAAAGGAAAGAACUUAAAUUCUGUUGCGUGUAAAUGUGAAAUGUCAUGUUUGCAAUCUAGCACCCACUCUCUUGUAGUAGAUUUGGGUGGGUUCUCUUUGCUGAUGCUUAGGUUGAGGUAAUAAAUUUGUUUAUCCGAAUCCGAGGAAAAAAUGUUUUCUGAAAGAUUGUUAAAAGACUUUCUGAGUGUGGAAUUGAAGAACUUUGUUGCAUUGGCUUUUC